AAAUCUUUAAAAUUUGAGGUUAACUAUUAAAAUUUAUGCAGUUGGCGGCGAGCACGUUAAUUGCCGUUGUUGAUUUCCGACGCUACAAAAGCGCAAACAAGCAGCUCAGUCGAACGCCUUGUAAAAAUCCAAAUCCCAUGGCUUGGCGCCUCUUACUUUGCAAAGACGCCCAACCCACAACCCUCAUUUCACCUUUCUUCCAAAACCCUAACUCUAGCCCCUUCUCUCUCGUCUUAACUUCUCAGUUCUCAACCUCCUUCCUCAUCACCAAAACCCCCAAAAAGUACAAGAAGAAACGCAAAAAAUCCGAAUCCCCGCGCACCAAACCCGUCCAGCACGCCUCAACCCGAAACCCCUGUUUCGAAUUCAUCGUCGAGCGCGAUGCUUGCUUCAGAUUCCUCACCAAAUCCAAGCAAUUCCUCUCCCAACAACCCGAGCACGUUCUGCGACUCGACGACGCUGGAAAGCUGUAUCGGGAGCUUGGCUUCCCACGUGGCCGCAAAGCUACCCGCUUUGUUCACCGCCACCCGCUCAUCUUCCAAACUUAUCGGCACACCGACAAUAAAAUGUGGUUCGGAUUCACGGGUUUCAUGGAGGAUUUGCUCGAGGAAGAAAAAUCGAUCAUGGAUUCUAUGGAGAGCGACCGUAUUAAUAAGGUCCGAAAGUUGUUGAUGAUGUCGAAGAAUAAUCAGAUUCCUUUGAGUAAGAUUCAUCAUUGCCGAUUAUUGUUUGGGAUUCCUGAUGAUUUUAGAGAUAGAGUGGUUAAAUAUCCAGAUUAUUUUAGAAUUGUGGUUGCGGAUGAUGGGAAAAGAAUGUUAGAAUUAGUGGAUUGGGACCCCAAAUUGGCAAUCAGUGAAUUGGAGAAAGAGUUCAUGGUCGAUGAGGAUAAGGUUAAAAACACAUUUAAAUUUCCAGUGAAGCACGCAAAGGAUUUGGAUUUGGACGAAGAGGAUACAAGGAAGAUGAAUUUGUUGAAUACUUUGCCACUGGUUUCGCCUUAUAGUGAUGGAAAGAGAUUAGAGCUUUGGAGUUUGGAGGCUGAGAAGUAUAGGAUUGGGGUUUUGCAUGAGUUUCUAAGCUUGACUUUGGAGAAAAGAGCUUCAAUACAUCAUAUUGUGGAGUUCAAGGAGGAAUUUUGCUUGACUAGACAUACAUAUGAUAUGCUUAAGAGGCAGCCCAGGACAUUUUAUCUUGCAGGGACAGAGAUGAACUGGGUUGUGUUUUUGAAAGAUGCUUAUGAUGAGAGUGGGAGUUUGGUAAAUAAGGAUCCACAGGUGCUUUUCAAUGAGAAGCUGUAUAAGUAUGCUCAAACGAAGGAUGGGGAAUUGGAUUCUAGUUUAGGAAGGAACUAGCAUGUUUGGCAUAAAAUAAAUAAGCCGUAUUUAGAUAUAUCUCCUUCCUGUCCAUGCAAUGUAUUUCAAAAUUGUUUAUUUUGGCAAAAGAAGCUUGUUAGAUUGGGUGCCAGCUUUGUUCACCUUUUUGGAAUGCUCAAAAAGAUUUUGCUUCUGGGUACGUAAUGGUUUGGAAAAUGAUCCUUAAGCAGUUUUAUUUUGUGAGGUAAGGAAUGAUUUGUUGAUAGAUAAGAACAAAAGAAGAUUCUCUUAAGAGUUGUUACUGAUGAUUUUCUGAUUCAAAA
Hevea brasiliensis (rubber tree) is the source of this 1636-nucleotide messenger RNA. RefSeq names its product protein WHAT'S THIS FACTOR 1 homolog, chloroplastic. The record is from RefSeq and is a predicted model, not a curated record. Gene Ontology annotation, molecular function: RNA binding. The coding region runs from base 36 to 1352 and encodes 438 amino acids. NCBI's taxonomy places the organism in Eukaryota, Viridiplantae, Streptophyta, Magnoliopsida, Malpighiales, Euphorbiaceae. The transcript has a single exon.